UUGGUUUGGACACGUCCCCAAGCCACGUCGCGCUUUACUCGCCAUUUUGACAUCCUGUGAACCUAAAAUCGUUCUGUUCUGCAGUCACGGUGUCAUUCAGCACCGCUAGAUUGUUAAUUAAUUGUUAGCCGCAAAGAACUGAGUUCUUUGUUGAGUCUGAAAUCGGUUUGCUGCUCCUGGCGCUCCCCCAAACAUGAACAUUUUCAGGCUAACCGGCGAUCUGUCCCACCUAGCAGCCAUCAUCAUCCUGCUGCUAAAAAUAUGGAAAAGCAGGUCCUGUGCCGGUAUUUCUGGGAAGAGUCAGGUCCUGUUUGCCUUGGUCUUCACAACUCGCUACCUGGACUUGCUCACGUCCUUCAUAUCUCUCUACAAUACCACCAUGAAGAUCAUCUACAUCGGAUGUGCGUACGCCACCGUGUACCUGAUCUACAUGAAGUUUAAGGCGACUUAUGAUGGGAACCACGACACGUUCAGAGUGGAGUUUCUCGUUGUACCUGUCGGCGGCCUGGCGUUCCUGGUUAAUCAUGAUUUCUCUCCUCUGGAGAUUCUCUGGACUUUUUCAAUCUACUUGGAGUCAGUGGCCAUUUUGCCCCAGCUCUUUAUGAUCAGCAAGACAGGGGAGGCUGAGACCAUCACCACCCACUACCUGUUCUUCCUGGGACUCUACAGAGCUCUCUACCUCAUCAACUGGAUAUGGAGGUUCUACUUUGAGGGAUUCUUUGACAUGAUUGCCAUCGUUGCUGGAGUGGUGCAGACCAUCCUUUACUGCGAUUUCUUCUAUUUGUAUGUAACAAAAGUACUGAAAGGAAAGAAGCUGAGUCUGCCUGCUUAAGUGCCAAAGAGGAGUGUUUUGGCAGACUCAAACCAGGGGAUCGGAGGGGAGGAGGAGCGGCAGCAGACACCUCUGACAGCCCUCCACCACCAAACCUCCACCUCCCCCCCCCUCCUCUUCCCCUCCCAUCAGCGUAAGAUGCCUGAGACAGAGAGCGAGCAGGAGCCAAAUCGGAACACCUGCAGAGGCCGGUUCCACGGUCUUAGGAUUUCUGUUUGAUGCAUCUUGCCUUAAUUUUUUUAUUACUCUGUAUAAAGGAAGACAAAAAGCGAGAGAGGUUUUCUACAUAAAAUGUGUGCUCUGAAGAUUCGACACAUUGGUGAAUAAGAUCUGAAGAUGUAAAAUUGCCUAUGAUUUGGCAUUGUAUGAUACUGAAGCAGACUUUUUGUGGUGGGAUAUUACUGAGCGUUUGUAAUAGUAUUUGCAAUCAAAAUAAAUGUGCAUUCUUUUUCCUUGACUGAAUCUGGGGAGGAAUUUGUUGAAUCCUCCAUAAAGUUGAUGGGCAAACCGUUCAUUUUUUGCUCUUGUGUUUUGACCAGUAUGCAUUCCCAUUUGAAAAGGCUAUCUGAACUUUUCCAUGCCCUUUGGUAGAAUAUAAGUCUAAUAUAGGUGCCAUAAUUUAACUUUUUUAUUUUUUUCAAGCAGGUCUGUCUCUUCUGAGUUCUAUUUUUGUUCAAAUGCCAUCAACAUUGAUGAAUAUGGGUUGCAUCAGUGUAUUUUAACUUAACCUUAUUAAACAAAAUGCUUAUUAAGAAUAAAACCAGAAUGAAAGCAAAGGGUUUAAAGGAAACCAGUCAACUCUUCUCACUGUAAAUACAUUUGAAUACACCAGUCAUUACCCAGCAAGUGUCACCUGUAAUUACACAUUAUCGCCCAACCUGUUCAUUUCAGAUGGCUUCUUUUUAAGUGUUUGAGAUGCAUAAACACACUGGUAAUGUGCUGUAUGUGAAGGCUCACUACAGGUUUUCUUUCUUUAGGUGCAGAUGUAUUUAUUUUUUAUUUUCUUGCUGGUUUCCAAUAAACAGAGUCCAUAGAAUUGUC
Acanthochromis polyacanthus (spiny chromis) is the source of this 1873-nucleotide messenger RNA. Its product is annotated as ER lumen protein-retaining receptor 2. Gene Ontology annotation, molecular function: ER lumen protein retrieval receptor activity. Gene Ontology annotation, cellular component: cis-Golgi network; membrane; endoplasmic reticulum. Gene Ontology annotation, biological process: endoplasmic reticulum to Golgi vesicle-mediated transport; protein retention in ER lumen. The record is from RefSeq and is a predicted model, not a curated record. The transcript is spliced from 5 exons. Lineage: Eukaryota; Metazoa; Chordata; Actinopteri; Pomacentridae. The coding region runs from base 194 to 832 and encodes 212 amino acids.